Neoarius graeffei (lesser salmon catfish) is the source of this 1861-nucleotide messenger RNA. Its product is annotated as CASP8 and FADD-like apoptosis regulator. NCBI's taxonomy places the organism in Eukaryota, Metazoa, Chordata, Actinopteri, Siluriformes, Ariidae. The coding region runs from base 87 to 1517 and encodes 476 amino acids. Gene Ontology annotation, molecular function: cysteine-type endopeptidase activity; protein binding. The transcript is spliced from 10 exons. The record is from RefSeq and is a predicted model, not a curated record. Gene Ontology annotation, biological process: negative regulation of extrinsic apoptotic signaling pathway via death domain receptors; proteolysis.
GAGUGUCACCGGAUGUUAUUGGUGACGCAUCUUUUAUCAGCUGAUGUUUCCGAAGGCGUGGCCUUCCUGUCUGGAUUGACAGGAGGAUGUCUUUGUCGAAAGCAGCUCUCAUCAACCAAAUAGUAGAGAAGCUCAGUCUGGAGGAGUGUAAGCGUUUGUUGUACCUGUGUGGAGAGUUAUACACCGAGCAGUGCACCAGCAACGUCAAGGAAAUCCUACAAUCUUGCAUGGUCCAAGUACAAACAGAGGAGGCCUUUCUGAUGGAGCUGAUGCUCAGGAUGAGGCGGUAUGACUUACUCUUGAACGUGUUGGGCAUCAAUAAGACCAAGGCUGAGCAGCUUUUGGAAAACGGCCAUGCUCUGUCAGAUUACAGGGUGCUAAUGGCUGAAUUGAACGAGGACAUCGGAUCGGACGAUUUGGGGUCGUUAGUUUUCCUGCUGAGAGGCACCCUGCCUAAAGAGAAAGUGGAAAAGUUUGAGUGCUUCCUGGAUGUGGUCAUGGAACUGGAGAAGUUGGAUCAGAUCUCCAGCACCAGGAUGGACAUGAUGGUGAAAUACCUGAGAGCCAUCCACCGUGUCGACCUGGCCAAGAGACUCAGCCAGUACCAGAGCAGAGCUGAAACACAAAGACCUGCUGCAGUAAAUCCGAGAGAGGAGCGGCGGCCUUGUAGAGCCCCAUUGCCUCACACUUCAACUGCGUUUCCACCCACAUCCUGCUGUGAAAGGAAGCACACCACACCCUGCAUUAACACCAUAGUACCCCAGUGUGUCUCACCCAACAAAGCCUAUGAGCAGCGGCAGGAGGAAGUGUACUGGAUGCAGAGCGAGCCUCGGGGACUGUGUUUGAUCAUAGACUGUGUGGGGAAUGAAGGAGCCCACCUUGAGCAGUUAUUUUCAAGCCUUCACUUCCGUGUGAACCUUCACAUGCUCCUGAGCGUCAGAGAAGUCUUUUCCUGCCUGGAGGACAUCUCUAGACAGAUUGAGCAUUACAGCAUGGACGCCUUCGUCUGCUGCAUCAUCAGCCGUUCCCACUCAUCCCAGCUCCUCGGCACUGAUUCAUACGGUCAUAUGGGACUCCACCUGAACACCAUCCGUCAGCUGUUCAUGCCUAACUCCUGCCCGAGACUGACAAGAAAACCCAAACUGUUCUUCAUUCAAGGCUAUGAAAUCUCAGAGUCUUCAAAUUUCAUAGGGUUCUGUGAUUACGAGGAUGGAGAGCUGGAGACGGACAGCCCCGUCCACUAUCCCUGCAGGGUGGAGGAUGUGCCGGAGGAGGCAGACUUCUUCUGGAGUCACUGCUGGACUAAUGCAAAGCAGCUUGAGGACAUCGACCAUCACUCAGUUUAUUUACAGUCCCUGAAAGAGGCCUUAGUCAGUGGACAGAAGAGGAGGACUCAUCUGGUGGACCUGCACAUGGCGGUGAAUCGAGCAGUGUACACUCAUAACCACAGCCAUCCAGGAUCAGAAUAUCACAUCAAUCUCAGACACACGCUGCGGAAAAACAUCUAUCUUUCAUGAGACGUAUGUUCACCUAACGAGGCUCUGUAGUAUUUUUUAAUGACCAAAACACAGAGUGAACUGUGAUCAUUGCAGAUUGGGUUAAUUGUAUCAAUUAGGGUAAAUUUAGUUGACCAGUUGACUUAUAUCACCAAAAAAUUCUAAACUCUGGUGUUGCUUUGAGUUAGAGGAGUACGGUGAUCAUGUAGUGCUCUAUAGCCACAUGAGGGCAGCAUUGGACUUACAUUUAGUUUUAAACCUACUGACGUACGAAAGAACAUUUCAACAAAACAGUCGUAGCUUGUGAAUUUUUGUUCACAUUGUAAUUAGUCAUGCAACGUUACUGACUUUUUUUACAUUUAAAU